Messenger RNA from Ahaetulla prasina, 895 nucleotides. RefSeq names its product LysM domain containing 1 (gene LYSMD1). NCBI's taxonomy places the organism in Eukaryota, Metazoa, Chordata, Lepidosauria, Squamata, Colubridae. The record is from RefSeq and is a predicted model, not a curated record. Bases 157 to 816 code for a protein of 219 amino acids. The transcript has 3 exons.
GCCGCGAUCUCGGGGGUCUCCAUGGGGCCGCUCGCCCGCCUUCUGCCGGCCCUGGCGGGGGGCGCCUGCUGAGAUGCCCCGGGCGGGCGGUGGGCGGCGGCAGCAGCGGGGCAGCAGCUUCCUUCCCUCCUCGGGGCGAGCCUCGCGGGCGGCGGGAUGGCCUCCCCCUCCGGCCAGGGGUCUCCGGGGGCCGCCGGGCUGCUGCGGGGGAGCCGGGCGCGGUCUUACGGCAGCCUGGUCAGCUCGCCGGUGCGCGAACGGCGGCUGGAGCACCAGCUGCGCCCCGGAGACACCUUGCAGGGCCUGGCCGUCAUGUACGGGGUGACGACGGAGCAGAUCAAGAGGGCCAACCGGCUGUACACCAACGACUCCAUCUUCCUCAAAAAGACGCUCUUGAUCCCCACCAAACCGAAAGCUUUUUCCAACGGACUGAACUUUGAGGAUGAGGAGGAAGAGGAAGGGCAGCGGGAGGCUGUCCUGCCCGAGUCGACCAAAAAGCAGAAGCAGCCCCGGAAGAACGGCUCUUCGGGGGGCUCAGUCCCCAAACACGACCUCUCGGCUGCCGAUUUUCUCUUCAAACUGGAUUCCGAGAUCCGACGGUCCAAGCAAGCAGCCGCCAAGAAGCUGCGAGAAGGAGAGAGCAGGAUUUUGGGGGAGACAUCAGGAAUGAACCCCACACCUUCCUCCUCCGGCUCCUACCAGGGCGAGCCUUCACCCCAGACCCAGCAGCGGGCAGUCCUCGGCCCCGUGCCCCUCACCCGGAUCGCCCGUGCCGAUGCUCUGCUGGACCAGGAGGACGAAAUCUUCAAGCUCUGAGACCCCCCGGCCCAAAAGGCAUCAGCCUGACCCCCAUCACGCUAUGGGGAAUAAAAGAUUCCACGCAAAGGGACUUCCA